GCUAGAGCGAUGUCACUUCAUCUCCAUCCCCAUGCCUGCAAAGCUUGUGUUGACCAAACUAUCAUGCUCAUCCAUGGCGCGCCACUAUAUAUAUGGUGCCGUCCAUGGUCUCUGCAUCUCAAAUCCAUCAGCUGCAAACAUACAACUCAAGCAUCAAAGCCCUACUAGUGCUACUACAGCUACUGCAUAACAACACUUCACUUCCGUUCCAGUUGCACACUUGCACAUAAUCUCCUCUCCUCUUCCCCGGACACACAAUCAACAAUGGUGGUCCCGGUGAUCGACUUCUCCAAGCUCGAUGGCGCCGAGAGAGCCGAGACCAUGGCGCAGAUCGCCAAUGGCUGCGAGGAGUGGGGAUUCUUUCAGCUGGUGAACCAUGGCAUCCCGCUGGAGCUUCUUGAGCGCGUCAAGAAGGUGUGCUCCGAGUGCUACCGCCUCCGGGAGGUCGGGUUCAGGGCGUCGGAGCCGGUGCGCACGCUGGAGGCGCUCGUGCAGGCGGAGCAGCGCGGCGAGGCGGUGACGCCGGUGGACGACAUGGACUGGGAGGACAUCUUCUACAUCCACGACGGCAACCAGUGGCCGUCCGACCCGCCGGCGUUCAAGGAGACGAUGCGCGAGUACCGCGCCGAGCUCAGGAAGCUCGCCGAGCGCGUCAUGGAGGCCAUGGACGAGAACCUCGGCCUGGAGAAGGGCGCCAUCCAGCGCGCCUUCUCCGGCGACGGGCGGCACGAGCCAUUCUUCGGCACCAAGGUCAGCCACUACCCGCCGUGCCCGCGGCCGGACCUCAUCACGGGCCUGCGCGCGCACACGGACGCCGGCGGCGUCAUCCUGCUGUUCCAGGACGACCAGGUCGGCGGCCUGGAGGUGCUCAAGGACGGCGAGUGGACCGACGUGCAGCCGCUCGCGGGCGCCAUCGUCGUCAACACCGGCGACCAGAUCGAGGUGCUCAGCAACGGGCGCUACCGCAGCGCGUGGCACCGCGUGCUGCCCAUGCGCGACGGCAACCGCCGCUCCAUCGCCUCCUUCUACAACCCGGCGAACGAGGCCACCAUCUCGCCGGCGGUGGCCAGCGGCGAGGCGUACCCCAAGUACGUCUUCGGCGACUACAUGGAUGUCUACGCCAAGCAGAAGUUCCAGGCCAAGGAGCCAAGGUUCGAGGCCGUCAAGGCGCCGAAGUCAUCUCCAGCAGCUUAAAAGUAAAAAAAAAAAUAUUAGUGAGAUUGAAAACAAUUAUUUAUUGGUUUGUUGGAUAAAAUAGCCUAAAUAAAUAUUUGAGGUGUUUCACUGUGUAACUAUAGUGGCAUGGUAUGGUGAUAUAUUGCUCUAGUAAGUAGUAAUAACAAGUUUGUUAAGCCUUUGAUCUCAAAAAAAAAGAGAGAGAGAGAAAGGUUUGUCAAGUCUUGGUAUAGGAUAGAGUUAUGGACAUGCAUAUCCAUCUCUUGGGGUGGUUUUCAUGUACUUAAUGUGACAACGAUUGUAAAAUCAAAACUGUGAUAUUAUUGUUCAGAGAUGAAAUUACUUCAAAAAAAAUUGUUCAGAGAUGAAAUAAAAAAGUGACUCAUUUACACUCA
Molecule: messenger RNA, 1571 nt
Organism: Panicum virgatum (switchgrass)
Lineage: Eukaryota; Viridiplantae; Streptophyta; Magnoliopsida; Poales; Poaceae
Product: 1-aminocyclopropane-1-carboxylate oxidase-like
Exons: 2
Coding region: 265-1194 (309 amino acids)
Molecular function (GO): dioxygenase activity
Source: RefSeq, a predicted model, not a curated record